UUUGCUGUUAUAGUGCGCGUGUGCAGUAGCUCUGUCUUUUUCUGUUUAGGGAGGUGUUGGUGAGGUGGUCCCUGUUUUCACUGUCAAACCGGGCCUGACUUUUCUCGAAGUAUCAUGCAGCUGUUUCUACAUGCUCAGAAGAUCCACACUCUUGAUGUGACUGGGGAAGAGACUGUUGGGCAAAUCAAGGCCCAUGUCGAAUCCUUGGAAGGAGUCUCUGCUGUUGACCAAGUGAUCCUCUUGGCUGGCACACCCUUAGAUGAUGACACCAUCAUAGGCCAAUGUGGUAUAAAUGAGCACUGCACACUUGAAGUAAUUGCCCGAUUAUUGGGUGGCAAGGUCCAUGGAUCCCUUGCUCGAGCUGGAAAAGUGAAAGGUCAGACUCCCAAGGUUGCAAAACAAGAGAAGAGGAAAAAGAAGACUGGCCGUGCUAAGAGGCGCAUGCAAUACAAUCGUCGUUUUGUAAAUGUUGUGCCAUGCUUUGGAAAGAGGAAGGGACCAAAUUCAAACUCCUAAAAUGUUUUUCAGCAGAAGCUCAAUUGAUUCAAUGAAUUGAUAUUUAUGCCUCAUUACCUUACAGACUGGCUCACUUGACUGGAAUUGUUUCAAAUGAAGCAACUGGCUUGUAUCGUAUUCCAAUCCUGUAGUAAUUUUUUAAACUUUUCAGCAACUUUGACAAUUGUCUUAAUCUGUUCUCCAGUAUAUUUUAGUGAAGUAUACAGUUAUACAAGUAUUCCACCCAAUUACAUUUGUUAAUGUACUUUCAAGAUUUUCUUCUUGUAUUCUACACAUGAAGUCUAGAUUCACAUUCCAAUUGCACUAUCUACUGGAUUCUAUAUUGUGUGCAAAAUUGUGCUGUGUGCAAUUUGUGUUAUUGGUAACUAUACAUCUUUGUACCAUUUCAGUGAGGUAACUCAUUUAAACUUACUACUUUGAACUAAGUAGUGAUAACAAAUGAGUAAUUAACAUGCUUCACAGAUGGAGUAAAAGUAUUUUUGAUAAAUCUUUCAAAUGCUUUUUGCAUAUGUUGUAUGUUAUCAAACUCUUUUGAGCAAAGAUCUGGAAUUUAGAUAAAAGAAACUAGAAAUAUUGAAAGUUUAAUAGUGUCACAUUUAAAGAAUCUGAACUGUCCUAAUCCCAGCUUGCCUUCAAUCAUGAUCUGAAUUAGACCAUUUGAUGUAUUCAGCAAUGUUUCAGUACAAAUCUACAUGCCACAUGCAGAAUUUGUUCCUGCCCACACUUCUCCUGAUCCAUAAACGCAUGUGGAAAACAAUUCUUACUGCUUGGCUGUCACUAGACGUUAAAGCAGAAGUUGGUACCCUGGUGAGUGCCUACACUUCCAGCAACUUAUGAAACCAGCUCAAGUGAUGUACAAAAGACUAGCAGGCCUUAGCAUGUACAAUACUAAAGUGUAAUUCAGUUUCACACCAGCAUUUAGAAGUAUAUUUCAUGAACUUACAACCUCCAGUGGUUCCAAAACACUUUAUUUUUGUUUGCAAUGUGAACAAUUCUCAAUGAACAAAAGCCAGUUCUGAAAUGCAAGACUUAAUAAAAUCAGCAAAAAAAAACACUGCCUUGUAUGUAAUCAUGUUCAACACAAAAUUCAAUAAAGUUCUAUACAAUGCACAA
This is a messenger RNA of Hemiscyllium ocellatum (epaulette shark), 1629 nucleotides long. RefSeq names its product ubiquitin-like FUBI-ribosomal protein eS30 fusion protein. The record is from RefSeq and is a predicted model, not a curated record. Gene Ontology annotation, biological process: translation. Gene Ontology annotation, molecular function: structural constituent of ribosome; protein binding. The coding region runs from base 115 to 516 and encodes 133 amino acids. The transcript is spliced from 5 exons. Gene Ontology annotation, cellular component: ribosome; cytosolic small ribosomal subunit. Lineage: Eukaryota; Metazoa; Chordata; Chondrichthyes; Orectolobiformes; Hemiscylliidae.